AUGGAUCUUUCAGUUUGUAGCUUCAGUGGAUCAAUCCCAAAGUCAGUGGCAAACCUAACACAGUUGGUGAGUUUGUCUAUGUCAUCGAAUAGGUUUGAUGGCUCCAUUGCUUCUAUUCAGUGGAAAAACCUUGUUAAUCUGAACUUUUUCAUGUUGGACUCCAAUCUACUUUCUGGGACUAUUCCCUUGUCUCUCUUCUCUAUUCCACUGCUGAGUAGACUAGUACUCUCUGACAAUCAAUUCUCUGGUCAAGUCCCUGAGUUUGCCAAUAUCUCUUCGUACUUACUGGAGACCCUUGAUUUGAGUGGCAACAAUUUGGUAGGAUCAAUACCCAUAUCUAUAUUUAAUCUUCGAGGACAUUCUCAGCUUUAUCUUUCUUCAAACAACUUGAGUGGCUUUCCUUUUAGUGGUAUUCAACAGUCGAGAAAUCUUUCAUUUCUUGAUCUUUCCCACAAUAGCUUGUUGUUUAAUGAUGACAGUACCAAUUCAUCGCAUUCCUCCUUACCUCAGGUUCAGGACUUGCUUCAGGGACAAAUCCCAAUUUUCCUACCAUUUGCCAAUUACUUGGAUUACUCAAAAAAUAACUUCACCUCUAGUAUACCGACUGACAUUGGUAAUUAUAUCUCUUCCACUGCCUAUCUCUCUCUGUCAAGCAGUAACUUGCAUGGGAUCAUUCCAAGUUCGAUAUGCAAUGCAAGCGGUCUGGUUCUUGACUUGUCCAAUAAUUCUCUGAGUGGCAUCAUUCCCGAAUGCUUGACUCAACUUUCAGUACUUGAUUUAGGGAGAAACAACCUGACUGGCACUAUUCCUGAUAAGUUUCUAGAACAGUGUAGCUUAAAAACUCUGGACCUCAGCAGAAAUCAGAUUGAAGGUCAGUUUCCAAGAUCUCUAGUCAACUGCACACAGUUAGAGGUUUUAAGCCUCGGAAACAAUCAGAUAACAGAUACAUUUCCAUGCUUAGUGAAGAACAUAUCCACCUUGCGUGUCCUUGUUUUGCGAUCCAACAAAUUUUACGGACAGAUUGAAUGUCCUGGGACUAAUGGUACCUGGCCAAUGCUUCAAAUCAUAGACUUAGCUCAUAACAAUUUGAGUGGUGAGAUAACAGGAACAUCUUUGACAACAUGGCAGGCAAUGAUGGCUAAUGGAGAUGAUACCCCAAUUGACCUUGGAUUCUCAUUCCAACCAGGCGGUGGAAGUGGGCUUGAUAUUUAUUAUGGAGAUGCAAUCACAACUACUAGCAAAGGUUUAGAGAUGGAUCUGGUAAAGAUACUUACAGUCUUCACCUCGAUUGACUUUUCGAGCAACAAAUUCAGUGGAUCAAUACCUAAGGAAAUGGGAGAAUUCAAAGCACUAUAUGUCCUUAACCUGUCCAGUAAUUCUUUCACAGGAGAAAUUCCAUCAUCAUUUGGUAACAUGCGACAACUUGAGUCCUUAGAUUUGUCAAAGAACAAUCUGAAUGGGCAAAUUCCAUCAGAGUUUGCAGGGCUUAAUUUUCUUUCAUACUUGAAUCUGUCAGACAAUGAACUGGUUGGAAGGAUCCCAACAAGUACUCAGUUUUCAACAUUUCCAAAAGCUGCCUUUGUCGGUAAUGAGGGAUUAUGGGGACCUCCUUUGACGGAGGAUAACAUAACAACAUUGUCACCACCAGCACUAAGUGAAAGCUCUCCUAAUCCUGGACAUGACAUUGAUUGGAAUAUUAUCAGCGUUGAAAUUGGAUAUACAUUUGGCUUUGGAAUUGCCAUUGGUUCACUUAUGUUUUGCAAGAGAUGGAGAGAAUGGUAUUACAGAUCUAUGUACAAAAUUGUUCUUAAGAUCUUCCCUCGGCUUGAACAAAGAAUUGGUAUUCAAAGAAGACAGUUCAUGGAGAAAUUGCCUCAUGUUCACAUUAAAGGAGAGCAUGAGGAGGAGGAAGAGAAUAUGACUGGCAUUUCAAUCAAAUUGACUAACUAA
Messenger RNA from Rosa rugosa (rugosa rose), 1950 nucleotides. Its product is annotated as receptor-like protein 33. The transcript has 3 exons. Gene Ontology annotation, molecular function: protein binding. NCBI's taxonomy places the organism in Eukaryota, Viridiplantae, Streptophyta, Magnoliopsida, Rosales, Rosaceae. The coding region runs from base 1 to 1950 and encodes 649 amino acids. The record is from RefSeq and is a predicted model, not a curated record.